AAAUGUUGAAUCAUUCUGAAUGAUAAAGGAAAAAAAAAAUGGGAAAGCUGCUUGGGAGUGGCAAGAACCAACUAUAAAACCAGUCUUCCCUGCAUGUAAAUUGGAGCAAGCCAGAAGGAAACUAGCUGUCAAGCAAACAGCACCUCAUUCUCAAAGGUAAGAAACUUGAGACUCAGAGAGGUUAAGCGCCCAAAAUCGGUGAGUAAAAGUCAGAAACUGAAAACUUCUGAUUCCAAAAGCAACAUUCUUCCCAAACCUUUCUCUUCUGGCCAAGUUUGUAGCUCCCUGCAGACCACUCAAUCUGACAGGCUGAAACAAUAAUGGAGAACUUGCAAGCAGCAAACACAAAAUUUGCCUUCAAUUUUUUCAAGAAUCUGAGUCAAAAUAAUGAAUAUCAGAAUGUCUUCUUUUCCCCUUGGAGUGUCUCAUCCACCCUAGGCAUGGUCUAUAUGGGUGCUAAGGGUAAUACAGCAAACCAGAUGGCCAAGGUACUUGAGUUUAAUAAAGUUGGAGGAGAUGAGGUUGAUAUCCCUCAAAUGACAACUUGUGGGAUAAUGCAGCAAAUCCAGAAGAAACCUUACCCUGUUGCCAUUCAGAAGAUACAAGCUGAAAAUGAUAUCAACUCCUCCUUCAAGGCUCUCAGUGAUGCCAUCAACCAAAUUUCAGAGAAAUAUAUUCUUGAAAGUGCCAAUAAGCUCUUUGGAGAGAAGUCUUCAAGAUUCAAGGAAGAAUACCUGAGGCUUUGCAAGGAAUGUUACUAUGCUGAACCACAAUCUGUUAACUUCAGAGAAGAUGCGAAUGAAGCUAGAAAGGAGAUCAACUCCUGGGUUGAAACUCAGACAAAAGGUAAAAUACCAGAACUGUUACCUGAGGGAUCUGUGAAUGAUGAGACCAGGCUGGUCCUAGUAAAUGCUGUUUAUUUCAAAGGAAAAUGGAAAACUCCAUUCCAGAAUAAAGCAAAGAGACCACAGCCUUUCCGAGUGAACUUGACUGAGCGUAAACCUGUACAGAUCAUGUACCUACAAGAUAAGUUGCACAUUGGCUACAUCAAAGAAUUGAAGGCUCAGAUUCUGGAACUCCCAUAUGAGGGUGAUGUCAGCAUGUUUAUCUUGCUUCCUGAUGAUAUUGCCGACUCUUCCACUGGGUUGGAAUUGCUAGAAAGAGAAAUGACUUAUGAAAAAAUUAAUCAGUGGAUCGAAAAUGCCACAAUGGAGAGCAAUGAUGUUCAUGUGUUCCUUCCCAAGUUCAAGUUGGAAAAGAAUUAUGAACUCAAGUCCAUCCUGCAGAGCAUGGGAAUGAAAGAUGCUUUUAAUAUAAGCCAAGCCAAUUUUUCAGGAAUGUCAGAGAGAAAUGAUCUCUUUCUAUCUGAAGUGUUCCAUCAAGCUGCAGUAGAAGUCAAUGAAGAGGGCACAGAAGCAGCUGCUGGCACUGGGGGUGUCAUGUCAGGGCGAACUGGCCACAUUGGACUGCAAUUUGUGGCAGAUCAUCCUUUCCUUUUCUUUAUUAGGCAUAACAAAACCAAUACCAUCCUUUUCUUUGGCAGAUUCUGCUCCCCCUAAAAUAGAAACAUUCGAUUUCUGCAUGGGAUCUCAUACUAUGAGCAGUAAAUCUCAAAACUCUUAUCUAGCAGUGCAAAAAAUCCCAGAGGCUUUUUCCAUCAUGUAACCAUUUCUUUGGGCAAGUUUGAUAAGUUAGAAAUGGUUAACUGCUGUAAUAGAGCAAUCAGUUUAAUAGAAAUGGAAAGGAUGAUUUGUACACAAAAUGGGAAGAACAUUGAUUUGACUGUUCAUCAUUAGCUUAUUUUAGAAUAUAAUUUUUGUUAUGUUAUUUAUUAAUUUAUAAUAUGGUAUUUUAUAAAUAUUAAUAACCAUUUAAUCUGUUUAUAAAACUAAUGAAGCCAUAAUCUGUCAAUAGAAAAACUGGCCUUCUAAUAAUGCAUUCGGUCAUUGCUUCCUGCAAUAGUGAUUGUAAAAUAUUCCCCCUCCAUCAACUCCAUGGGAAAGUUAGUAUAACAAGAAUGUAAAAAAAAAAAACAAAACUUAUGAAGGAAAAUUAAACCAUAUGCAUACAUGUCUCAGAGAUGUAAUUGAAAUGGCAAAGCAAAAAUAAAUAAUGUCAUUAAAACUA
Messenger RNA from Sarcophilus harrisii (Tasmanian devil), 2127 nucleotides. It is a transcript of the gene SERPINB2, whose product is annotated as serpin family B member 2. Gene Ontology annotation, biological process: negative regulation of endopeptidase activity. The transcript has 9 exons. Gene Ontology annotation, molecular function: serine-type endopeptidase inhibitor activity. The record is from RefSeq and is a predicted model, not a curated record. The coding region runs from base 321 to 1559 and encodes 412 amino acids. NCBI's taxonomy places the organism in Eukaryota, Metazoa, Chordata, Mammalia, Dasyuromorphia, Dasyuridae.